Messenger RNA from Adineta steineri, 225 nucleotides. Lineage: Eukaryota; Metazoa; Rotifera; Eurotatoria; Adinetida; Adinetidae. The record is from the annotation of a GenBank genome assembly.
AUGUGUUGCAUGUACAAAUGGAAAUUUUUAUUAGAAACUAAUGUGGAUGCAAGAAGCAUUCGCAAUCAUUUAAAUAAAGAAACUAAUAAAACAUCUAGAAAUAAAAUUCAUAUUUUAGAUUAUCUUGCUUAUACAACAUCACAAGACGGAAAUAUUGAACAUGCUUUAUCAUUAACUGAAGAAAUGCUUACAACUGCUUCGAAUCAUGUUCGUGCAAAUAAUUAG